AUGGAUAAGGAAUCUGCAAAACUGGAGUCAACUGGCUGGGACGGUCCCAAUGACCCCGAGAAUCCGCUUAACUGGUCGUCUUGCAAAAGAAACCUACACAUCAUAAUCGUGAGCCUCUUGACCCUUAAUGCAAACCUGGCUGCCACCAUGUUUGCCCCCGGCGCAGAACAACUGGCGAAAGAGUUCGGAGUCACCGAUUCAACUAUUGAGGCCAUGACAGUCAGCCUCUACGUCCUUGGAUUUGCCUUUGGCCCUCUCCUCUUCGCGCCUCUGUCAGAGCUAUACGGGCGCCUUAUUCUGUACCACAUCUGCAACACUGUCUAUUUUGCGUUCACGGCAGGCUGCGCUUUCAGCACUAAUGUCGAUAUGUUCCUGGUCUUUCGGUUUAUAUGCGGUUGUGCCGCAUCAGGCCCUAUGACUAUUGGAGGUGGUACGGUUGCGGAUGUCACCCCUCCCCAGAAAAGAGGAAAGGCCAUGGCGUUAUUCGCCAUGGGCCCAAUCCUCGGACCCGUGCUGGGACCAAUCAUCGGAGGGUUUGUGUCUCAAUACGCAGGCUGGCGCUGGACACUCCGGAUCAUUCUGAUAUUGUCCGGAGCCAUUGGUAUCGCCGCCGGCGUCUUUAUGCGUGAGACGAGCGCGGCUGUCUUGCUGAAUCGGAAAGCAGGCCGGGCGUGCAAAGAGGCUGGGAACGCCAGGAUAGCCGAGCCCAAAAGGGAACAACAAGACUCGCCCUCCCGAAUGCUGUUGCAUGCCCUUACACGUCCCGUGAAGCUGUUGAUCUUCUCGCCGAUCGUCCUGCUUAUCUCGCUAUACACUGGGAUUAUUUUCGGCCUCAUCUUCUUACUUUUCACCACGUUCCCUUCGGUAUUUCAAGGGGUGUACGGUUUCGACGCCGGAACUUCGGGAUUGGCCUACCUUGGCCUAGGGCUGGGCAUGUUGCUCGGUCUGAUUGUCUUCUCCAUCCUUAGCGAUAAGGUUCUUGGACAGACACAAGGCGGAGGCACAGCGCAGCCUGAACAGCGCCUUAUCUUGAUGAAGUGGCUUGGUCCUAUCGCCCCAUUGGGAUGCUUCAUGUACGGCUGGACCGCACAGUACCACACACACUGGAUAGUGCCAAUAAUAGGAACAUUUAUAAUUGGCUUUGGCUCUUUAUUCGUCGUCAUCCCAGGCCAGAUCUAUCUCGUCGAUGCCUUCGGGUCGGCAGCGGCGGCGUCCGCCCUCGCAGCCAGCCUCCUCAUCCGAUCCCCUUUUGGUGCCUUUCUGGAUCUUGCUGCCGCGCCUCUGUAUGAUACUCUGGGACUGGGCUGGGGAAAUAGUGUGCUGGGAUUUAUCACGCUGUCGUUCAUGCCAGUGCCGUGGCUGUUUUACCGCUACGGCGAAGCUUUGAGGACUCGUUUUGCAGUUGACAAGUACAUGUAG
Messenger RNA from Aspergillus lentulus, 1419 nucleotides. RefSeq names its product MFS transporter. NCBI's taxonomy places the organism in Eukaryota, Fungi, Ascomycota, Eurotiomycetes, Eurotiales, Aspergillaceae. Gene Ontology annotation, biological process: transmembrane transport. The record is from RefSeq and is a predicted model, not a curated record. Gene Ontology annotation, molecular function: transmembrane transporter activity.